UGACAAAAGGAUGGGUUUCCAUUUAAUUAAGCAGCUGAGAGGCAUGAGUGUGGUGUUAGUGCUACUUCCUAUGGUGCUGUUUGUUAUGCUUGCGGGGGCUCAGCGAGCUUGCCCCAAGAACUGCAGAUGCGAUGGCAAGAUUGUGUACUGUGAAUCUCAUGCAUUCAGAGACAUCCCUCAGAAUAUUUCUGGAGGGUCUCAAGGCUUAUCGUUACGGUACAACAGCAUUCAGAAGCUUAAAUCAAAUCAGUUUGCGGGCCUGAAUCAGCUCAUAUGGCUUUAUCUUGACCAUAAUUACAUCAGCUCUGUGGAUGAGGAUGCAUUUCAGGGGAUCCGCAGGCUGAAGGAAUUAAUUCUAAGCUCCAACAAAAUUACCCAUCUGCACAACAAAACAUUUCACCCAGUCCCCAACCUCCGCAAUCUGGACCUCUCUUACAACAAGUUGCAGGUUUUGCAGUCUGAGCAGUUCAAGGGCCUUCGUAAACUCUUGAUCUUGCAUUUGCGGUCUAACUCGCUGAAAACUGUGCCGAUCCGAGUUUUCCAAGACUGCCGAAACCUUGACUUUCUGGAUUUGGGCUACAACCGCCUGCGGAGCUUAUCCCGUAAUGCUUUCGCUGGCCUUUUGAAGUUGACAGAGCUCCACUUGGAGCACAACCAGUUUUCUAAGAUCAAUUUUGCCCACUUUCCACGCCUCUUCAACCUUCGCUCGAUUUAUUUGCAGUGGAAUAGGAUCCGGUCUAUUAGCCAAGGGUUGACGUGGACUUGGAGUUCCUUGCACAACUUGGAUUUAUCAGGAAAUGACAUUACAGGGAUAGAGCCUGGGACCUUCCAGUGCCUCCCCAACUUGCAAAAGCUGAACCUGGAUUCCAACAAACUCACCAACAUCUCUCAGGAGACCAUCAAUACAUGGAUCUCGCUCAUCUCCAUCACUCUGUCCGGAAAUAUGUGGGAAUGUACUCGAAGCAUUUGCCCCCUGUUUACUUGGCUUAAGAAUUUCAAGGGAAAUAAAGAAAGCACUAUGAUAUGUGCAGGCCCUAAACAUAUCCAGGGUGAAAAAGUGAGCGAUGCUGUGGAAACAUACAAUAUCUGUGCUGAAAUUCAGGUGGUGGUUACUGAAAGAUCAUACCAGGCACCCAAAACCCCCCCGAGACCUGUCUUCAUUCCUAAACCUACCAUUUCCAAACUCGAAAGCAAUCAGCCAACAUCUGCUAUGCCAAGCCCUUCUGCAGACCUCCCAACACCUGGAGUGGAACCAGAGUAUGAGCACGUUUCCUUUCACAAAAUAAUCGCUGGGAGCGUGGCCCUCUUUCUUUCUGUGGCCAUGAUUUUGUUGGUUAUCUACGUGUCGUGGAAGCGCUAUCCAGCCAGCAUGAAACAGCUCCAGCAGCACUCUCUCAUGAAGAGGCGCAGGAAAAAGGCCCGAGAGUCUGAAAGGCAAAUGAACUCCCCUUUACAGGAGUAUUACGUGGACUACAAGCCAACAAACUCUGAGACCAUGGAUGUAUCGGUUAAUGGAUCUGGGCCCUGCACGUAUACCAUCUCUGGCUCCAGGGAAUGUGAGGUUCCUCACCACAUGAAGACUUUACCCUAUUACAGUUACGACCAACCAGUGAUCGGAUACUGCCAAGCUCAUAAGCCUCUCCAUGUAAAUAAGGGGUACGAUACCAUGUCCCGGGAGCAGGCUGAGACAACCAACCUGGAACUCAGUCGAGACCACAGCUUCAUAGCUACAAUCGCACGUUCGGCUGCUCCAGCCAUUUACAUUGAGAGAAUACCAAACUAA
Aptenodytes forsteri (emperor penguin) is the source of this 1783-nucleotide messenger RNA. It is a transcript of the gene LRRTM4, whose product is annotated as leucine rich repeat transmembrane neuronal 4. Bases 11 to 1783 code for a protein of 590 amino acids. The record is from RefSeq and is a predicted model, not a curated record. NCBI's taxonomy places the organism in Eukaryota, Metazoa, Chordata, Aves, Sphenisciformes, Spheniscidae. Gene Ontology annotation, molecular function: protein binding. The transcript is spliced from 3 exons.